AAAUUACCUUCUAUAGGCCUCACCCAGCCAUUGCUGAUCUUGUUUCAAGCGCCUCUUUCAGCGCCUGUCAUGGCCUGUGGUUCCAGCGCCGACUGAUUGACUGACUGACCUCAUUUAAACAAAGUUACACUAACCUGGAACCUGACGCAUUCGAUCGCCUAACAGGCCGAGGUGCGCAUCAUGGCCACAAAACGCAAGGCAGCGGCGUUGAACGCCGCUAUCGAUGAUGAACCGGUCGACCCCGCCGACGAGUUGGCCUUCCACUGUCUGGGAGGCGGCAAUGAAGUCGGACGAUCCUGUCAUAUUAUUCAGUACAAGGGGAAGACUGUCAUGUUCGAUGCAGGUAUGCAUCCUGGAAAGGAGGGCUUCUCGGCUCUUCCUUUCUUUGACGAGUUCGACUUGAGUACGGUAGAUAUUCUACUGAUCAGCCAUUUCCACGUCGACCAUUCAUCGGCAUUACCAUAUGUACUCAGCAAGACGAAUUUCAAGGGUCGUGUGUUCAUGACACAUGCUACCAAGGCUAUUUACAAGUGGCUCAUCCAGGAUAAUGUGCGAGUGAGCAACACGUCGUCCUCGUCGGACCAACGCACUACUUUGUAUACCGAGCAUGAUCACCACACCACACUUGAUCAAAUCGAGCUCAUUGAUUUCCACACCACCCACACCGUCAACGGCAUUCGCUUUACUCCCUACCCGGCCGGUCAUGUUCUCGGCGCUGCCAUGUUCCUGGUCUCCAUUGCCGACUUGAACAUUCUUUUCACAGGCGAUUAUUCCCGAGAGGAAGACCGUCAUCUGAUUCCGGCGGAGGUUCCCAAGGGUAUCAAGAUCGACGUGCUCAUCACCGAAUCCACCUUCGGUAUCUCGUCUACCCCGCCCCGUCUGGAGCGUGAAGCCGCCUUGAUGAAGUCGGUCACCGGUGUUUUGAAUCGUGGUGGCAGGGUCUUAAUGCCGGUAUUUGCUCUAGGUCGCGCCCAAGAAAUCCUACUCAUCUUGGAUGAAUAUUGGGAUACACACCCCGAGCUGCAGAGGAUCCCUAUCUACUACAUCGGAAAUACGGCCCGAAGAUGUAUGAACGUGUAUCAGACAUAUAUACAUUCAAUGAACGAUAACAUUAAGCGGCUCCACCGUCAGCGUAUGGCGGAGGCGGAGGCGCGUGGGGACAACGCAUUGAGUGUAGGACCCUGGGAUUUCAAGUUCGUCCGGAGUCUGCGCAGCUUGGAGCGCUUUGAUGAUGUAGGAGGCUGUGUCAUGCUGGCUUCGCCAGGUAUGCUCCAGACGGGAACCAGUCGAGAGCUGCUGGAGCGAUGGGCCCCCAACGAACGCAACGGCAUUGUCAUGACCGGUUACAGUGUGGAAGGCACAAUGGCCAAACAGAUCUUGAAUGAGCCAGAACAGAUUCCCGCGGUGAUGUCUAGAGCAGCGUCAGGGAUGGUAAGACGAAACGGCGACGAGGAGCAGAAGGUCAUGAUUCCCCGACGGUGUACUGUGGAUGAGAUCAGUUUCGCAGCUCAUGUGGACGGUGUUCAGAACCGGAACUUCAUUGAGGAAAUCUCCGCACCUGUUGUGAUCCUGGUCCACGGCGAGAAACAUCAGAUGAUGCGUCUCAAGUCCAAAUUGCUCAGCCUAAACGCCGAGAAGACCGUCAAAGUGAAGGUGUACACUCCGGCCAACUGCGAUGAGGUCCGCAUUCCUUUCAAAAAGGACAAGAUUGCAAAGGUUGUUGGUAAAUUGGCCCAAGUGGCACCUCCGACCGAGGAGGACGACGGUCACUUGAUGACUGGAGUUCUCGUAGAGAACGGCUUUGACUUGUCGUUGAUGGCUCCUGACGAUCUCAGGGAGUACGCUGGUCUCACCACAACCACCAUCGUAUGCAAGCAGCAUCUCACACUGAGCUCUGCAAGCAUAGACUUGAUCAAGUGGGCACUUGAGGGGACUUUCGGCGCUAUUGAAGAGGUGGGCGCUCCACAAAAGAAGAUCAAGAAGGAAAGCGGAGACGGCACUUUAGAUACGGAAGCGAGCCAGAUCAAAGAAGAGGCUGCUGAUGAGGAAAUCCCUAUGGAGGACACGCAAACGUACCUUGUCAUGGGCUGUGUGCUACUUCGCUACCAUCCUCGCACCCGUGAGCUUGAGCUCGAGUGGGAGGGUAACAUUAUGAACGAUGGAGUCGCGGACGCCGUUAUGGCCGUUCUUCUCACGGUGGAAAGCAGCCCUGCAUCUGUGAAACAAUCCGCGAAGCAAAACCAUCACCACCAUCACCAUCAUCACCAAUACGACGAUGUUGACGAAUUGCCCAAUCCCCACUCUAACCUAGGACCGGAAGAGCGAUUCCGACGCCUGCUCAUGAUGCUACAAGCACAAUUUGGGUCUGAGAUCGUGGCCAUCGAGCGUCCACGACUGCCUCCUAACCGGCUCACAAACGGCACAGCCAAGCCCGAGACCAAAAGCGAGGCUGGCGACCAAACACCCAUCAAGCAAGAGGACGAGGAAGAAGACGAGGAUGACGAAACGACGGAGGAGCUAGAAGCGGCCGAGUUGGCUCGUCUCGAGGCGCUGGGUAUCCCCUUUCCGGGACUUGAGAUCAAGGUUGACAAGCACGUUGCGCGGGUCUGGCUGGAGACUCUGGAGGUGGAGUGUGCGAACGCAGUGCUGAGGGACCGGAUUCGGGUGGUCAUUGAACGGGCCGUCGAAACGGUGGCGAGCAUGUGGCAGGAGGGACCGGCGCCUGCCACCAUUGCCAACGGAGAUAGCAAGGAGGAUAGUUCGAUGUCUAAGGCUGCGGCCAUCGAGGCCAAGGCAUAGAUACUUGCAGUUUUGUGUACUGUACUUGUAGUCCUUGUUUGGGUCUGGGCCAAGCUGUGCCUGGGCGUAUAUGUCUUAGCGAGAAUGAUGAUUCAGAAAC
Aspergillus fijiensis CBS 313.89 is the source of this 2899-nucleotide messenger RNA. RefSeq names its product cleavage polyadenylation factor subunit YSH1 (gene ysh1). NCBI's taxonomy places the organism in Eukaryota, Fungi, Ascomycota, Eurotiomycetes, Eurotiales, Aspergillaceae. Gene Ontology annotation, biological process: mRNA 3'-end processing by stem-loop binding and cleavage. The record is from RefSeq and is a predicted model, not a curated record. The transcript has 6 exons. Gene Ontology annotation, molecular function: RNA binding; RNA endonuclease activity; 5'-3' exonuclease activity. Bases 181 to 2799 code for a protein of 872 amino acids. Gene Ontology annotation, cellular component: mRNA cleavage and polyadenylation specificity factor complex.